Molecule: messenger RNA, 1716 nt
Organism: Amphimedon queenslandica
Lineage: Eukaryota; Metazoa; Porifera; Demospongiae; Haplosclerida; Niphatidae
Product: arginyl-tRNA--protein transferase 1-like
Exons: 2
Coding region: 40-1440 (466 amino acids)
Biological process (GO): protein arginylation
Cellular component (GO): cytoplasm
Molecular function (GO): arginyl-tRNA--protein transferase activity
Source: RefSeq, a predicted model, not a curated record
GGCUGCUGCAUUUCUUUGGCUUUGCUGCUUCCUAGAAAGAUGGCUACCGCCUCCAGGCCUCAAAAGAGAUCAAUUGUAGAGUAUUUGGGCAGUGAUGGAGGCCAUAGGUGUGGCUACUGUAAGAGCUCGAGCGGGUUUGUAGCACCUGGAAUGUGGGCCCAUCAACUAACUGUACAGCAUCUACAAGAAUUAACAGACAGAGGCUGGAGAAGAAGCGGAAAGUACAUCUAUAAACCAGCCAACGAGAUGAUGUGCUGUCCUCUUUACAUUAUUCGCUGCGAUGCACCAAAUUUUGUGCCCUCGAAAUCUCAAAAAAGGACUAUUAAGAGAAUGGCCACUUUUCUCAAAACCGGAAAGAAACCAAGAGAUGGGUGUGAUGAGGAGGAGACAAGAAUUGACGCUAAAAGUGACGGUCAAGAUAAGCCACGCUUACUUGAAGGCAUGGCUAAGUUACCGGAAGCAGAGGGUAAGUUGAAAGUGAAAACUGUUCGUCCUGGUGAAGGAGCUGAUCCUAGUAAGCCUCCGGCAAGAAAAGCUAAAGACAUAAGAAAAGAAAAGAAAUUAUUAAAAAUGCAGCAAAUGGAUCAAAGUGAAGCCACACCCAUAACGACGCCCAAAGCUCAGCCGACUAGAAAAUCACUUGAAGAUUACUUAGAAGAAAUUCAACCAUCCGAAGACUCCGCCCAUAAGCUAACGAUAAAACUAGUACGGUCACAUCCAGAAUCAAAAGAAUUUACGGAAUCUUAUUUUGAAAGUUAUGAGGUUUAUAAAAAGUAUCAAAUGAGCGUACAUAAGGACACACCUGAUAAAUGUACCGUAAAAGAUUUCAAAAGGUUUCUUGUUGAUUCCCCGCUUUGCGAAGAACCCGGACCCAAGGGGUGGGACUGUGGCUAUGGCUCGUACCAUCUACAAUAUCGAAUAGAUGGAAAAUUAAUUAUGGUGGGUGUGAUUGAUGUACUGCCAGAGAUCGUGUCGUCAAAGUACGUUUAUUAUGAUCCUGAUUUCGAUUUCUUGAGACUCGGAGUGAUAUCGGCUCUCAACGAGAUGGGACUCGUGAGAAAACUCCAUUCCCACAAUCCAACCCUCCGCUAUUACUGCAUGGGGUAUUAUGUACACGAUUGUCAAAAAAUGAAAUAUAAAGGCGAGUAUUUCCCGUCCUUCUUGCUCUGCCCUGUCACCAAUCGCUACGUUCCUUUCGAGAUCUGCCAGAAAAAGUUAGACGUUUCAAAAUAUGCUCGUUUCGACGACGAAGGUAGCCCAGAAGAACCACCAAAUGAGGAGGGCACAAUGGUAAUGUAUCGUAGACAGCUGCUACCUUAUGGGAUAGUAAGGAGGAUCAUAACUGAUAGAGAACGAAGGGAGUUUGAAAGCAAAGUUAAGGAAUAUACUCAGUUAGCUGGAGCUUCUGUUGCAAAAACUUGCUUUCUAUUUCUUGCUUGAUUAGUACAUUUUCAUCAUUUAAUCUACUAUCCAUUAAUCAUUGGAAAAAAUUCUUUUUAUUAAAGUACUCUUGUACAUGUGCCUUCUUUUUCUUACACUUUUUUGAUUAACUUUUAAAAAUGAAAGUCUAUUGAUAACAACAAAUACAACAAGGAGAGAGAGAGAGAGAGUAGUGCAUGAAAGUGUACAGUAUAUACCAAGUUCUGAAAAUCUUUGAUGUCAAUUACUUAUAGUAUAGUUACUCAGACGCUAAGGUCUGCACAAGUUCACAAAAAA